Tinamus guttatus (white-throated tinamou) is the source of this 1549-nucleotide messenger RNA. NCBI's taxonomy places the organism in Eukaryota, Metazoa, Chordata, Aves, Tinamiformes, Tinamidae. The record is from RefSeq and is a predicted model, not a curated record.
UUCAACAGAAGAGCAGUUUCAUUGGCAGACACAAGAUGGCCAGAAGGACAUAGAAGAUGAACUCACCACUGGUUUGGAGCUGGUGGACUCCUGUAUUAGAUCACUGCAGGAGUCAGGGAUACUUGAUCCCCAGGACUAUUCUGCCAGUGAAAGGCCCAGCCUCCUCUCCCAGAGCGCUCUUCAGCUCAACUCCAAACCCGAAGGCUCUUUCCAGUACCCGGCCAGCUACCACAGCAACCAGACCCUUGCCCUGGGCGACUCGGCGGCGGCGCUCCCGGCGCGCAGCGCUCAAGGCAGAGCGGCCAUCCAGAGCUACAGCCAGGUAACCCCUCCUCUUCCAGAGGUUAAAGGACUUCGGGCUCCUUGUUUUACCCCGCGUUUUGGUAGCGGGUGUGUGUCCAUGCCGAAGGCUCUCCCUACCCCGAGGGAGGCCGGGAGGCUGGCGCAGGGAAAUGGGCAUUCCCGCUUUCCCGCGGGGCUCCGCUUCCUCGGACGAGUUUGGGGCCGCGCGGCACGAGCUGGCGGCGCCGCCGAGCUGCAGGUGGCGGCUGGGUCUCGAGCAUCUUACAGCAGCCAGCACAGCCACCUCGGCUCCGAGUUAAGGGCCCUGCAAUCUCCAGAGCACCACAUAGAUCCUAUUUACGAAGACAGAGUUUAUCAGAAGCCCCCUAUGAGGAGUCUCAGCCAGAGCCAGGGGGACCCUCUGCAACCAGCACACACAGGCACAUACCGCACUAGUACAGCCCCAUCUUCCCCUGGUGUCGACUCCGUACCCUUACAGCGCACAGGCAGUCAACACGGCACGCAGAACGCGACCGCGACCUUCCAGAGGGCCAGCUAUGCGGCAGGCCCGGCCUCCAAUUACGCAGACCCCUACCGACAGCUGCAGUAUUGUCCUUCCGUUGAGUCUCCGUACAGCAAAUCGGGGCCAGCCAUCCCGCCGGAAGGGACCUUGGCUAGGUCACCUUCCAUUGAUAGCAUUCAGAAAGAUCCCAGAGAGUUUGGAUGGCGAGAUCCAGAGCUUCCUGAAGUUAUACAGAUGUUGCAGCAUCAGUUCCCUUCAGUGCAGUCCAAUGCCGCAGCUUACUUGCAACACCUCUGUUUUGGAGACAAUAAAAUAAAAGCAGAGAUAAGGCGACAAGGUGGAAUACAAUUAUUGGUGGACCUAUUGGACCAUCGAAUGACAGAAGUCCACCGUAGUGCCUGUGGAGCUUUGAGAAAUUUGGUGUAUGGGAAGGCAAACGAUGACAACAAAAUUGCCCUGAAAAACUGUGGUGGCAUCCCAGCAUUAGUACGGUUACUCCGCAAGACUACAGAUUUGGAAAUCAGAGAACUGGUCACAGGAGUUCUCUGGAAUCUAUCUUCCUGUGAUGCACUGAAAAUGCCAAUCAUCCAGGAUGCCCUUGCAGUGUUGACCAAUGCAGUGAUCAUCCCUCACUCUGGGUGGGAAAACUCUCCUCUCCAGGAUGAUCACAAAAUCCAGCUCCAUUCCUCACAGGUGCUGCGCAAUGCCACUGGGUGCCUACGGUGAAUGUCAGCUCUGCUGCAG